Molecule: messenger RNA, 561 nt
Organism: Serpula lacrymans var. lacrymans S7.9
Lineage: Eukaryota; Fungi; Basidiomycota; Agaricomycetes; Boletales; Serpulaceae
Exons: 2
Coding region: 1-561 (186 amino acids)
Source: RefSeq, a predicted model, not a curated record
AUGACUCCCCAUGAAGCAGCCCAUGGCGUGAAGCCGAAUAUUUCUGGCUUGCAUGAAUGGGGCUACCAUGUAUGUGUACACAACACUUCUGGCUCUAAACUUGACAGCCACAUACUUGAGGGUUGCUGGAUGGGCCUUGACACUGAAAGCAAAGGGCACCAUGUAUACUGGCCCACCAAACAUUCUUCCGUCGACAACAUCCCUCUAAGCCUUGAGGGGGAGAAUAUCACAACCGAGCAAGACAAAGAUGCAUCAGUUGACAACAUUUUUAUCAAAGUUGACGCACCUCCACAAGCCAUCCCACAACCUCCUGCCAUUCAACCCGCUAUCCCGCAUAAUCCCGUUCCUAUACCCCAACAACAUGACCCAAUCCCACCAGCCAAGCCCCAAGGACGUCGAAGCUCACGAAUCUGCAAACCUGCACAGUACGUUCAUGAUCUACUCCAUGGCAAAGGAUCAGCCACCGGAAACACAAAUAAAACCUUACCUAAAGGUAUCCAAAUCCCAAACAAUGUCAACGAGCAAAACAACAAUGCUGAAGGUCAUGAUUGGGAUCUGUGA